Messenger RNA from Phacochoerus africanus (Common warthog), 995 nucleotides. It is a transcript of the gene HSD17B10, whose product is annotated as hydroxysteroid 17-beta dehydrogenase 10. The transcript has 6 exons. The record is from RefSeq and is a predicted model, not a curated record. NCBI's taxonomy places the organism in Eukaryota, Metazoa, Chordata, Mammalia, Artiodactyla, Suidae. Gene Ontology annotation, molecular function: estradiol 17-beta-dehydrogenase [NAD(P)+] activity. Gene Ontology annotation, cellular component: mitochondrion. Gene Ontology annotation, biological process: estrogen metabolic process; androgen metabolic process; fatty acid metabolic process. Bases 57 to 842 code for a protein of 261 amino acids.
CGCUCUGCUUCGGCCAAUCAGCGAGCGCCUGGCAGUCCUGCCUGUGGAGAGGCAAGAUGGCUGCUGCGUGUCGCAGCGUGAAGGGUCUGGUGGCUAUAAUAACCGGUGGAGCCUCGGGCCUAGGCCUCGCCACGGCGGAGCGACUGGUGGGGCAGGGGGCUUCUGCUGUACUUCUGGACCUGCCCCACUCAGAUGGGGAGGCCCAGGCGAAGAAGUUAGGGAAGAGCUGCGCCUUUGCUCCAGCCGACGUGACCUCAGAGAAGGACGUGCAAGCAGCCCUGACUCUAGCAAAAGAAAAGUUUGGCCGCGUGGAUGUGGCAGUCAACUGUGCAGGCAUUGGAGUGGCCAGCAAGACAUACAACUUAAAGAAGAGCCAGGCCCAUACCUUGGAGGACUUUCAGCGAGUUCUCAAUGUGAAUCUCACAGGCACCUUCAAUGUGAUCCGCCUAGUGGCUGGCGAGAUGGGCCAGAAUGAACCAGACCAGGGAGGCCAACGUGGGGUCAUCAUCAACACUGCCAGCAUAGCUGCCUUUGAGGGCCAGGUUGGACAAGCUGCAUACUCUGCCUCCAAGGGGGGCAUAGUGAGCAUGACACUGCCCAUUGCUCGGGAUCUGGCCCCCAUGGGCAUCCGGGUGAUGACCAUUGCUCCAGGCCUAUUUGGCACCCCGCUGUUGAACACCCUCCCAGAUAAAGUGCGCAACUUCCUGGCCAACCAGGUGCCCUUCCCCAGCCGACUGGGAGACCCUGCUGAGUAUGCUCAUCUGGCGCAGGUCAUCAUCGAGAACCCAUUCCUCAAUGGAGAGGUCAUCCGGCUGGAUGGGGCCAUCCGGAUGCAGCCUUGAAGGGGGAGGGCAGGGCAGAGAAAACACAUGCUCUUCUGUCCCUCCUCCUCCUGGAGUACUGUACUCCAGUGUGUGAGGGAGGAAGUCCAAUAGCCAUUUUGUAACCUCUGCCCACCAGUCACCCUCUGUGCCUAAUAAAGUCUAUUUCUCGCA